Ficedula albicollis (Collared flycatcher) is the source of this 2006-nucleotide messenger RNA. It is a transcript of the gene ADPRHL1, whose product is annotated as ADP-ribosylhydrolase like 1. The record is from RefSeq and is a predicted model, not a curated record. The transcript is spliced from 7 exons. The coding region runs from base 218 to 1282 and encodes 354 amino acids. Gene Ontology annotation, molecular function: magnesium ion binding; ADP-ribosylarginine-[protein] hydrolase activity. Gene Ontology annotation, biological process: protein de-ADP-ribosylation. NCBI's taxonomy places the organism in Eukaryota, Metazoa, Chordata, Aves, Passeriformes, Muscicapidae.
CCCUGGGUUAUGAAAUAUUUCCUCUCUGCCGGGUCCCAGACAAGAGAUGGCAUCUGCAGAGCCAGAAAAGGAAGUCCUUGCCUUAUAGAGAGAGCUCUUGGUGUGACACAAUGGCUGAUAUAAAGUGUCGGGGGAGCUGAGUUGAAGCAAAGGAACAAAGGAAGAUCAAGAUUCGGUGGCUGUCUCAGGCAAAAGGAAAGUGGAAAGUGUCUUGGGGAUGGAUAAAUUUAAGGCUGCCCUUGUUCUGGCUGGGGUAGGGGAUGCUCUCGGUUACCGCAAUUUCUCCCGUGAAAACAAUGCCUUAGGUGCAAAAAUCCAGCAGGAGCUGAAGGAAAUUGGAGGGCUUGAGAACCUGGUGCUGUCUCCCGACAAGUGGCCAGUAAGUGACAACACGCUCAUGCACAUGGCUACAGCUGAGGCUGUCAUCACAGAUUACUGGUGUCUGGAGGACCUGUACCGGGAGCUGGUGAGGCGCUACGUGGACGCCGUGGACAAGCUGUCGGGCAGGCGGCCGGACCCCGCCACCAUCGAGGGCUGCAGGGAGCUCAAGCCAGACAACCACCUUCUGGCCUGGCACACGCCCUUCAACGAGAAGGGUUCUGGAUUUGGAGCUUCCACAAAAGCCAUGUGUUUAGGGAUGCGAUACUGGAAGCCAGAAAGGCUGGAGACACUUAUUGAAGUGAGCAUUGAAUGUGGACGAAUGACUCAUAACCAUCCCACAGGUUUUCUAGGGUCCCUUUGCACAGCCCUCUUCGUGGCAUAUGCAAUACAAGGGAAACCCCUUGUGCAGUGGGGAAGAGAGAUGAUGAAGGUUGUGCCAAUGGCUGAAGAAUACUGUAAGAAGACCAUCCGUCACAUGGCAGAAUAUCAAGAGCACUGGUUUUACUUUGAAGCCAAGUGGCAGUUUUAUUUGGAGGAGAGAGAAAUCAAUGAGGAAAAUCAGAAUCAACCUGUCUUUCCAGCCAACUAUGAUGCAGAGGAGAGAGAAAAGACCUACCGGCGCUGGAGCUCCGAGGGCCGCGGGGGGCGGCGAGGCCACGACGCCCCCAUGAUCGCCUACGACGCCCUGAUGGGCUGUGGAGGGGACUGGACAGAGCUCUGCAACCGCUCCAUGUUCCACGGAGGGGAGAGCGCGGCGACCGGGUCCAUCGCCGGCUGCCUGUUCGGCCUGGUGUACGGCCUGAGCAAGGUGCCCAAGGGCUUGUACCAGGACCUGGAACAAAGGGAGAGGCUCGAGUUCUUGGGAGAGAACCUUUACCGACUGUCCAUGGAGGAAAAGUAAAGCAGUUUCUGCCAUUUUCUCUUUCUAUAAAGACUAUAUCAAACCCUGUAAAUAUCUGACUGGCAUUCGCAGUGAAGGAAGUAGCCUUGAGUUAGUCUGAAGAGCUCAAUGUACAUCACGUGCAAGUGAAGAUAGCAGACUUAUUAGACUGAUUAGAAUUAUUAGACUGGCUAGAUAUAUGUGAUAUUUGUGGGUUUUUUACAGAUGUAGGGAUUUCUAAAUAUAAGGAGUGCUGCUUAAACCUCAAAUGGCAAAAAAGAAAUAAAAUGUCUUUUGACUGAUUUCAGUCUAACUUGCUAUAAUACCACUUCCUAAACAGCUGUUUCCAGUAAUUACACAUACAAAAUUAAUUUUCAGAACUAAUGCUUUCUUGCAAAACUAAUGGUAGUACCCACUCACGGGGAUAUUCUCUGUAUAUUUGACAAUCCUUUCACCACUGUGUCCCUCCUUGUUCUCAAAUCUAAUGUGUCUGUGACACUUGUAAGCCUAAUGUCUCAUGGAUUAGCUUUUAAUGAACCACUGAUCCCUGUAUCAGCACUGUGGUGUAAGGUAUUGUUACAUUAGAAGCUUCCAGAAAAGGAAAAGCCAACACUAAAAAUACCUCCAAGGAACAAGCAAAGCACCAGUGUGUCUAAAAUUUCUGAUCAGUGUGUCUAAAAUUUCUGAAUUAUGUUUUUAUUCUUCUUCAGUCUUCAGAACAAAAGUUUCUCUAAAAUAUAACUGG